This is a messenger RNA of Biomphalaria glabrata, 8192 nucleotides long. Its product is annotated as plasma membrane calcium-transporting ATPase 2-like. The record is from RefSeq and is a predicted model, not a curated record. The transcript is spliced from 30 exons. Gene Ontology annotation, cellular component: intracellular membrane-bounded organelle; membrane. Gene Ontology annotation, molecular function: P-type calcium transporter activity; ATP hydrolysis activity; ATP binding. Gene Ontology annotation, biological process: regulation of cytosolic calcium ion concentration; calcium ion transmembrane transport. Lineage: Eukaryota; Metazoa; Mollusca; Gastropoda; Planorbidae. The coding region runs from base 760 to 4461 and encodes 1233 amino acids.
UAUUGAUAUAUAACAAGCUUCUGCGGCAAGAAAGCGUCGCUGAUGAAAGUAGGUAGGCUACAUUAAGUACUCCAAUUUAAUUGCAAGAUGUACUUUUACUAGACGAGUUGCUGCUUUUACAGCAGACGGCCUAAUUUGUUUUGCAAAAGCGGGAAUCCCCUAACUGACAGGAACUUCUUCGAUGACGUCAAAGUUACUACUGGUGAUAUGCCAAUGAAUGAAUAAUGUAGAACACACCAAUCAGAGUGAAGUCCCCUUAGUCACAUGACACUUCCUGCUUUGCAAGAGGAGGAAGAAUAGUUUUGUUCUAAGCUUCUCUUUUCUGACCUUCCCAAGUUUGACUGAGGAUGGAACCUUGAAGAAAUGGACAUGACCAUUACUUGCUAGAACUGUUCACAUCGUACCGAUAUCUUCUCGCAGUGUGAAAGUGUUGUGCACUCAGAUUGACAUCAGUGAGUUGUUCUGGUUCAAAUCCCAGUCUCACUCAACGUGACUCUUGUUCCCGAAGUCCCGAAGUCGGCUGCAGAAUCAUUUUUGACGGUUUGUGGUAGUGUCUUGUUGGAAGCAGUACCCUGGUCCUACCCAAGUCACUCGUUUGUUGACAGUAUUUUUCUGGAUUUGUUUCCUGAUUAACGAGAUUGCUGAAUAUCCACUGUGAUCUCUAAAUCAUGUUUUAGAUCUCUUAACGACCUGUAUGAUUCCCAUUAUUUGGACUUUGAUCUCUGACCAAAGUGUGAGGAGGUGAUUUGGGCAUAAAGCAUGGAUGCUUCGGGGUCUGGCCAUGGGGUGUCACCCUAUGGCCUCUCUGUGGAAGAGCUUGGACACCUCAUGGAACACCGUGGUCAAGAGGGUCUGGAACUGCUCAACUCUCGGUAUGGAGGUGUGUUUGAAAUGUGCAGGAAACUGAAGACUGAUCCAGUACAAGGUCUAGAUGAAUCUGAUCUGGAACUAAGAAAGAAAAUUUAUGGUUCUAAUGUAAUUCCCCCAAAACCUCCAAAGACAUUUCUGCAGUUAGUUUGGGAGGCAUUACAAGAUGUUACUCUCAUUAUUCUUAUUGUUGCUGCCAUCAUCUCAUUAGGAUUAUCAUUUUACAAAGCUCCAAAGGAGGAUCAAACGGGCAUCAGAGAAGAAGACACUUAUGAAUCAUCUGGUUCAGACUUUGAAGAGGCUGCUGGCUGGAUUGAUGGUCUGGCUAUUUUGGUUGCUGUCGUUGUUGUUGUGCUUGUGACUGCUUUCAAUGACUGGAGCAAAGAGAAACAGUUCCGUGGUCUACAGAGUCGCAUUGAGCAUGAGCACAAAUUUGCCACCAUUCGCAAAGGUGUGGUUGAACAGAUUCCCGUGGGAGCAUUGGUGGUUGGAGAUAUAUGUCAAGUUAAAUAUGGUGAUCUGUUACCUGCUGAUGGUAUAAUUAUUCAGAGCAAUGACCUGAAAGUGGACGAGAGUUCAUUGACUGGCGAGUCUGACCAUGUGAAGAAGGGAGAAAAUAAAGACCCUAUGUUGCUUUCAGGUACACAUGUGAUGGAGGGCAGUGGUAAGAUGCUGGUGACAGCAGUAGGGCCCAACUCACAGACAGGUAUCAUCUUUGCCCUGCUGAAUGAGAGUGAAGAAGGCAAGGAUAAGAAGAAGAAAAAUGAGAAAAAGAAAGAUGCUGACAAAGAAGCUGACAUUCGUUUAGUAGCCGUUAAAGGAGUGGACAGGAAGGACCUGGAGCAGAAGAAACCAUUAAUUUGUUGCAAGGGAGUCAGUAGUAAAGUGAUCCCCUCUAACGAGAGUGAAGCGAAAACCGAUAUUGAAAAUAUUCAACUUAAAGUUCAUGAUGGCAAUUCACAUGGUGCCAGCAAUGCCCAUUCAGCUGACAACAACCAGGUUGGUACUAAAGGGGAAUCAGACUCUGGGACUCCAGCUGACCCAGAACAAAAAGCUAAAAGUGGAUCUAGAAAAGAAAAAUCUGUUUUACAAACGAAAUUGACACGUCUGGCUAUACAAAUUGGAUAUGCUGGUACGGCCAUAGCUGUGCUCACGGUUGUCAUACUCAUUGUGCAGUUUUGCAUUAGAGAGUUUGUCGUGCGUGGCAAGACAUGGACGUCCGAUGAUACAACCCGCAACAUUGAGAUGUUUGUCAAGUACUUUAUCAUAGGUGUCACAGUUCUUGUGGUUGCAGUUCCUGAAGGCUUACCCUUGGCUGUAACUCUGGCUUUAGCUUAUUCAGUGAAGAAAAUGAUGCAUGAUAAUAACCUUGUCAGACAUUUAGAUGCUUGUGAGACUAUGGGCAAUGCAACAGCUAUUUGCUCAGAUAAGACUGGUACACUCACUACAAACAGAAUGACAGUUGUUCAGAGCUACAUAGGACAACAUCAUUACAAACAGACACCAGAGUUUGACAAACUCAAUAGCAAAGUAGGACAACUCAUUCUGGAAUCCAUAGCCAUUAACAGUGGCUACACUUCCAAAAUAGAGCCCCCUGAACAAGAAGGAGAGCUUCCUAAACAACUUGGUAACAAAACAGAGUGUGCUCUUUUGGGAUUCGUACAAAAUAUGCAUCAAAGUUAUGAGGCUAUUCGAGAACAGUAUCCAGAGGAAACUCUUGUGAAAGUCUACACUUUCAACUCGGAUCGCAAAUCUAUGUGUACUGUCAUCAAAGUGAACAAUAAACCAGACACCUACAGAUUUUUUUGUAAAGGUGCUUCUGAAGUGGUGGUGAAAAAGUGUGAAUACAUUCUAGAUUCUAAUGGGAACCCAGUACACUUUUCAGUCAGAGAGCAGGAGAGAGUAGUUAACAAUGUUAUUGAGCCAAUGGCUAGUGAUGGAUUGAGAACUAUUUGUCUUGCUUAUAAAGAUUUUGUGUUAGGUGAUAUUGCACCAUAUGAAGGACAGUUACGAGGAAUAGACUGGGAUGAUGAACCUUCCAUUUAUCACACCCUGACCUGUGUGUGUAUAGUUGGCAUUGAAGAUCCUGUCAGGCCAGAGGUGCCCGAAGCUAUUAGAAAAUGUCAACGGGCUGGCAUUACUGUACGCAUGGUUACAGGUGACAAUGUGAACACAGCACGCAGUAUUGCAUCCAAAUGUGGAAUCCUGAGACCUGGAGAAGAUGGAUUAGUUCUUGAAGGAAAGGAAUUUAACAGGCGCAUUCGGGACAGUACAGGGGAGGUAAAUCAAGAAUUAAUGGACAAGAUUUGGCCUUACCUUCGAGUGUUGGCACGAUCAUCUCCUCAAGAUAAAUACAUCCUAGUAAAAGGUAUCAUAGACAGUAAAGUUGGGACAACACGACAGGUAGUUGCAGUCACUGGAGACGGAACGAACGAUGGGCCUGCAUUGAAAAAAGCAGAUGUUGGUUUUGCCAUGGGUAUAUCAGGCACUGAUGUAGCCAAAGAAGCUUCAGACAUUAUACUUACAGAUGAUAACUUCACCAGUAUUGUCAAGGCCGUAAUGUGGGGACGUAAUGUCUAUGACAGCAUUGCCAAAUUUUUACAGUUUCAACUGACUGUCAAUGUGGUGGCUGUCUUGGUCGCAUUCUUUGGUGCAUGUAUCAUUAAUGACAGUCCACUCAAGGCUAUUCAAAUGUUGUGGGUGAACCUUAUCAUGGACACGCUAGCUUCUUUGGCCCUUGCUACUGAACUUCCCACAGAUGAACUGUUGUUACGUAAGCCCUACGGUCGAACAAAGCCUCUAAUUUCUCGAACAAUGGCUAAAAAUAUCUUGUUUCAUGCAGUUUAUCAGCUGACUGUGAUUGCAGUGUUAUUAUUUAAAGGUCCUGAUCUCCUGGGAGUUGAUGACGGUAUAAAUGAUGUGGACAAUGUGCAUGCUCCUCCAUCAUCCCACUUUACUAUGAUCUUCAACACAUUUGUCAUGAUGACUUUGUUCAAUGAGAUCAAUGCACGCAAGAUUCACAACCAACAGAACAUCGCCGAUGGCAUAUUUAGUAACCCCAUCUUCAUUGGUAUUUGGAUUGGUACAUUAUUUGCUCAGGCUAUAAUUAUUGAAUUUGGUGGUGUUGCCUUCCACACAACUAGUCUGAAUGCUUCCCAGUGGCUGUGGUGUAUAUUCUUUGGAUUUGGGACAUUAUUGUGGGGACGUUUGGUGACCAUGAUUCCAGAAAAGUUGAUACCAUCUCCAAGUUGGUGCAAGGGAUCUAAAGAAGACCAAAUUGAAGACGAACAAGACAUGGAUAACCCUGAAGAUGAUCCUGUCAGUGGACGUGGUCAGAUCCUGUGGGUCAGAGGACUCACGCGUUUGCAGCAACAGAUACGUGUAAUAAAUGCUUUCCGCAUGACUUUAGACACACGCUACGACAACCGUAGCAUGUCAUCUUUGCAAAGCUACCAUUCUGUACAAAACAUAAGAGGGGGCAAAAGGCCCCUGUACCAGUCCUCAACAGAAAUGGCUGAGCCCCCACCCACAUCCUCCGGGCUUAUUUCAUCAUCCACAGCUCCGGGCAGGUUCAUCGAAACAACCGCUAUGUGAUUUCUUCCAGCGCUAACGAUGUUGUAGAUGAGCAGAUUAAUUCUGUUCCUAUCAGUAUGCAGCUUUGCUAAGAAACAAACAUUUUUAAAAAAUAUAACAAAAUUCCAAGAUGAACAAUUGAACUUCUGCCCAGCAAAUAAAUUUGUAUUAUCAUUAGUAAUAAAUAGAUGAAUUUCAUAUCCAUUGUGACUAUUUGUACCUUUUUUUUUUUUUCUAAACACUCUUUGGAUGAACUGGAAUAAGAAGGACAUCAAGCAAACCUUAUCUGUACUUUAGAACCAGUAGUGUUUAAGUUAAGAGAUAAUUGUCUUGGGACUGUGGAAAGCAUUCUUUUGUCCCCUCUUUACUAAUACCUUUGGACUCUAAGCCCUUCCCUUCCAUCUGAAGACCUUCACCUAUAUCCACCCACAUUUCAUUAGUUCCCUCGCUCUCCUUCAUACUAUCUCUCUCAAGGUUCAUUGUAAUGUUUAACCAUUUGUUGUUGAUGGGCCAUCUAACAAAUGACAGCACAAUUUAGUUCCUAGUCAAUUCUUUUCCCUCCAUUUCCCUCUUUCUUUUGCCUCCCACUAAUCCCCCAAAGUCAUGUGACAGCCUCAAAAUUUUUUCAUCUUUUUUUUCCUCAAAAGUUUGCACAUCUGUUUACAAUUAUUGGAUCUCCUUUUUUUAAAAAAAAAAAUGUUGUUUAUUAAGUUAUUUUGAACAAGAUUGUGUUACAACUCACUAUCAAAAUCACUUUUCAAAUGUUGUUCUAGCAAAAGAGAAGUAGGAAACUUGUGAACAAUUUUCUCCAAUCUAGUGUGUACAUUAUUUUAAACUUGAAUAUGUGUCUUAGAUAAUUUAGUUAUUUCAUUAUGUUUGAACUCUUUUUUUUUAAUUUUUGUUUUUAAAUAUAUUUUAUGUCUGAAUAAUUACAAAUGCUACCUUUACAAUCAUAUACAUUAUAAAUGUGACCUAAUGGCCACCAACAUUCCUUGGUCUAAACCAAUGUAUUUAUUUUCUUGGUGUCAAACAUGUCCAGUACUAGUGAGUCAAAAGAGACAAGACUUACUAAUGAUGGGCGGUGGGGAUCUCAUUUUAAUCAGUUUUGGUUGCUGUUGCCAGGUUUAGGCCAGUGAAGUUGUUCAGCUCAACUCAGUAGUGAAUACAAAUAGUGUUUUAAGCCAUGUUUUCAAAAAACUGUUUUUUUGGUUGAGAAGCUGGCUUAGCAAGUCUUGUCUCUAGACUGUGCUUUUUUUUUUUCUUUUAUCUCAACAUUUGAUUUGGUGUAGAGGAGAAUUACUACACUAUUGCAAUAGUUUCUUGUUUGUUUUUAGCCAUGCCCUUUUAUUUUGUUUGUACAAGUCAAUGACAGUGUGUUUUUAACAGCUUGCCGAACAUUAAAUGACAUAAAAAUGUGCUCCCAACACUGGUUUAUUUACACUAUAUCUAAGUAUACUGGCUUUGCUGGAAACCAGUCCAACAUUCUGUUAGCUUAAGUAAAUAUUUGAGGUUAAACAUCCAGAAUUAAUCAGGAGGUUUGACCCCCCCCCCUUUCUCUUUCCCCUCAAAAGAUUUCCCAUUUUCUGUCUCAGAAAAAGCCUGGAUGUCUUCUCUCAUCAUUUAGACUUUUAGAUACAUUCAAUAACUCUAGUGGAUCACAUUUUUUAGUGGUUUUAAUUCUGUCCUAAACACUUAGCAGUGGAACAACUGAGAAUUCUCUUCAACUAGGAUAUUAUGUUUUUUUUGUUUCAUUCUUUGAAGUCGUUUUGAACCACAGCACAUUGAUUUCUAGAUUAUUGCUUAGACUAUUGUUAACUAGUAUGAAUGAAUAUAACUAUUUUUCUUUGUAAGAAAGACUCAAUGCUGUAGCAUUUCAACAAGCACACAAACUUGGCCCACAGACCUAACUUAAGUAAUCUCUUGCUUGUUUGUAUUUAAAAAUAAGUGUUUAGUCAAAUAAUAGAUUGGACACAAAGUGUGAAGAGGCUAGAAUUCUAUUUUGAGUAUAUGCUUGAUUAACUAACUUAAUUUUGUUGAAGUCAAUCUUAAUGCUUUCUUUCUGUGAAAGAAAAAAAAAACUCAAGAGGACAGUUUUGAUAUGACCACUAUUUUACUAUGUAAUUUCUUAUUGCCUUUGUAUAGUGAUAAUUUGAGUCGCCCAAUGAGGUCCUAAAAACAACAACCAAUGCUUAAAGCAGUGCUUAUUCCGCUGAUCAUUAAGCUUUGCUGUGCUCUCAUCAUCACCAUCAUCAGCUGGUGUCAAACAAGUUUAUGUUAUUUUAUUCACUACCCCUGACUUUGCAGGAACGAAGAAGCUUUGAUUUUUACUCUUUGAUUGAGCACAUCGGCAGCCCAAGGUAUGCACGAAGUUUGACUCUUCCCACUAUUCAGCAGCGUAUGAACUCAGAGCAUCUUAGAUCAUGACAUGCAUAAAAGGUGUCUGCCGGAGAUGUUAAUUAGAUAAAUUCAUUUGGUGCUCAAGGACAAGACAUCACAAAAAUCCAUUUGUAGGAACCUGGCACUACUUUAAAAAAAUAUUGGUGCAAUAGCUUUUCUCUGGGGUUGACACUUAGUGAACUCUGUUUACUUUUUUAGUUCUUUUUAACCAAAGUUUUGUAUGACAACUCUCUACUUACAAUUAUUUUUUUUUUUAAUGUUGUUUAGUACUUUACUUUAUACAAUGAAAUUUCAAGACUAGUUUGAUUUAAUUUCUAACAAUCUACAAAAUUCAGUUGUUUUUUUUUUGUUUUUGUUUUUUUAAAUCUUUUAAGAAAUACCCACCCCAAAAGAAAAACAAUUUAGAACUUCAUUUGCAAUGCAUGCUGUUUUUCUUUUAAGUUUUCUUUUUUAUCAGAACAUUCAUUUUGGAGUUAGACCACUUACAUUUUAUGUGCCCUUAUAUCUAUGUUACACAUCGUUUACAGAAGUUUGUGAAACUUGUGCUAAAGACUAUUUGAAGAAACUGCUUACAAAUGUUUUUCUUAUUGUUAGAGUUGAAGCGAGUUUGACUGUUCAGGAAGGUGCCCUGCCAAUAAUGUGUUAAACAACUGUUGCUCUGUUUCUGCAUGUAGUCCAAUUUUCAAUUAGGUUGACAUCACAAACUCUUUUUUUUUUUUUUUGUUUUUUUUUUUUUUGUUAACUUACCAUUUUUAACUGAUCAAACUUUGUUCUAGCUAAGCAGGACAUUUUAUUAUGUGGGAAACUUUGGAACUUGUUCAAAUGUGUAUAUUUUGAAUGCUAUACAGUUUAGUUUGAUAAGAAUUAUUUUGUUGUCAUUAAACAUGCUCCUUUGAUUGCUGUGUGAAAUGGCAUGCUAUUCUACAGACUAAAACAUUGAAGACAAAUUUGAUUUAAGCCUCUCAGGAGUGUUUCAAAUAAUUGAAAUCUGUUGUAAGGGUCAAUGCUGAUAACUGACUGUACUUUUGGAUGUCCAUUUCACUGGAUGAGAUUGGUGUGUGUGUAUGUCUCAGCCAUUUCAUUGUUUUUAGAAUACAUCUGUUUAUAGUAAUUCUAUUGGUCAUGUUUCAAUCCUGAAACCAGAGUCAGACAUUUGGGAUCUGUAUAAAGGAACAAAAACUUCUGGUUUAGGGAUUGUCAACAUUUUGUCCUCUGAUACAAUUUUUUUAAAAUAAUUACCCAACUAUUUGUAUGUAUUUUAAUAGUGGUUUUAAUCAAUUAAUCAAUUCAUUAUGAUUUACUCCUUCAUAUGUUUUUUUUUUUAAAUAAAUAAAUUAAAACAAGUCUGGAACUUG